Molecule: messenger RNA, 567 nt
Organism: Magallana angulata
Lineage: Eukaryota; Metazoa; Mollusca; Bivalvia; Ostreida; Ostreidae
Exons: 4
Coding region: 1-567 (188 amino acids)
Source: RefSeq, a predicted model, not a curated record
AUGUUGAAUAAUACAGGAAAAAGACUGGCCUUUGCGUUUUUGGUAUUAACAUUUAUUUUUUGGCUUAUUUCAAUGGUAUCGCCUGGAUGGUUGUUGUUACAGCAUAUAAAGUACAAUAUGUUUUACAUGGAAAGAUGCACCAAUGACAAGUGUGAAAACAAAGAAUACAGCGAUUUCUUCCAAAAGACCCCAGGUUUUAAAAUAACUGUGACAUUCCAAAUUAAAUGCCUGGUUGCUCUUAUUCUGUGUGCAAUAUCUGGCAUCUUGGUGGUCAUUCCAACUAAACGUUCAACAACACAAUAUUUUAUCGCUGUUAUCAUUAUUCCUGUGGCGGCAACUCUUCAAUGUGAUCUGAUUUUAACAACUGCUCUGUUAAACAUUAUACAUGGCCCAUUCGUAAAGUUUCCGUACUCGAUUCUACUGAGUGGACUUGGUACCCUGCUCUCCAUCGUUGCCUGGGUGAUUUGUGUAAUCGUCUACAACAAUGAGCGUAAUCGGGAAUCUGAGAACCGACGUCAUAGAAUGAACCACACAGAACCACUUCCUUUGGCAGAGUUGGCGUUCUAA